Molecule: messenger RNA, 3014 nt
Organism: Stomoxys calcitrans (stable fly)
Lineage: Eukaryota; Metazoa; Arthropoda; Insecta; Diptera; Muscidae
Product: aminopeptidase N
Exons: 2
Coding region: 44-2926 (960 amino acids)
Biological process (GO): peptide catabolic process; proteolysis
Cellular component (GO): cytoplasm
Molecular function (GO): zinc ion binding; metalloaminopeptidase activity; peptide binding
Source: RefSeq, a predicted model, not a curated record
CAAAUUUUAAAUUAAAAUUCCAAUAUAUUGAAAUCAACUUUGCAUGCAGAUCAAAACUAUGGGACCAUUAAGACAGAUUACACGCUGGCCACACCGGGUUAGAAAUCUUCUGACAGUUGUAGUCAUCUUCAAUGCCAUUUCAAUUAUUCAAGCUGAGGCCGGCUCCUACACACAUUAUCGUUUACCUGCAUCGAUACAACCGCUUCGUUAUGUUCUGAAGAUUAUUACACCUUUAGACAAUGCUGAUAACUUAACAUUCUCUGGCAGCGUUGCAAUCCAUUUUCAAGUUUUGGAGGAUGCCACUAAUAUUACACUACAUGCCCGUAAUUUGUCCAUUGAUGAUUCACGUAUACAACUUACAAGCAAUGAAGAGGGGAAUUUUAAUAUCUGUCUCGAUCAAGUGGAAACUGUUCCAGAACAUGACUAUUACAUAGUGCAACUGUGCCAAACUUUAAGCAAGGACAAAGUGUAUGAAAUAGUUCUUAAUUUUUCGGGAAAUUUGAACAAUGAAUUUCAAGGUUAUUUCGCAACUUCGUAUGUCGAUGAGACCACAAAUGAGACAAAAUGGAUUACGGGUACACAAUUCGAGCCAACUUGGGCCCGAAAUGCUUUCCCCUGUAUGGAUGAACCAAAUUACAAAGCUAAUUUUACCAUAUGGCUCGGUCACAAUAAGUCAAUGGCGGCCAUAAGCAAUAUGCCCUUGGACCGCCAAAUACCUUUAGAGGAUAUGGACGGAUUUGUGUGGAGUAUUUUUGAAGAAAGUGUACCUAUGUCCUCGUAUUUGGUGGCCUACAGCGUUCUUGAUUUUGUCUAUAAGGAGUCAAAAAUCGAGGGAUCCAAAGUUGUAUUCCGUACUUGGUGUAGAAAAGAUUACAUCGAUCAAUGUGAAUAUGGGGCAGAAGUAGCCCCAACUGUUCUUAAAUUUUAUGAGGAUAUGUUUGAAAUACCUUUUCCCUUACAGAAAGUUGAUCAAAUUGCAAUUCCCGGUUUUUUGUCUAUUGCCAUGGAAAAUUGGGGUCUGAUAAUCUAUUCCGAGGGUAUUUUUCUAUUUGAGCCCAACGUCACAACUUUGAUGCAAAAGACUCCCGUUACCGGUUGCAUUGCCCAUGAACUUGCCCAUCAAUGGUUUGGCAACUUGGUCACAAUGAAAUGGUGGACCGAUUUGUGGUUGAAUGAGGGCUUCGCCACCUAUGUGUCUAGCUUGGGUGUUCAUCAUUUGAAUCCGGAACUUGACAGUUAUAAUAUUUAUUCGCUUGACAAUUUAUUGGAAGUUAUGGAGACUGACUCUAAAUCAAAUAGUCAUCCUGUGUCAAAAUUGGUUUGGAAUACCAGCAAAAUUCUUGAUCGGUUUGAUAGCAUAUCUUAUGCCAAAGGAUCAGUCGUUCUUCGGAUGAUGCACCUGACUGUUGGACAUGCCGCAUUUUUUGGAGCCAUCGGAGAAUAUUUGACAAAACAUGAAUUCCAAAAUGCCGAACAGGAUGAACUGUGGUCUGAGUUCACCGCAAAGGGUCAUCAUUUUCGUAGUAUAAGACCCGAAUAUGAUAUGAAAACCAUCAUGGAUACCUGGACGUUGUACACGGGGUUCCCUUUAGUAAAAGUUCAUCGAAACUAUGAAACUGGAUCUUUGCAAAUAUCUCAAGAAAGGUUCUUAAGGAACAAGGUAAAUGCCACAAGCGAGGAAUCCAAAGUCUGUUGGUGGGUUCCCUUGAGCUUUACUACUGCCUCUGAAUUGGACUUUAACACCACGACCCCAAAAGCAUGGUUAGAAUGUGACGAGUCGGGCAAAGGUAUUGCACUUUCAAUCAAUCAUGCCGCAAGUGCCAAUGAAUGGUUUAUUUUUAAUCUUCAACUGGCAGGCUUCUACAGAGUCUCAUAUGAUGACGGAAAUUGGAGGCUUCUACAGAAAGCCUUGAACAGUGAUCAAUUUGUCAACAUUCAUGUAAUGAAUAGGGCCCAAAUUGUUGGUGAUGCUUUGGCAUUAGCCUUUAGUGGAUAUCAGGAUUAUGAUAUGGCCCUUAGCAUUUUGGAAUAUCUAACAAGGGAGCAUGAAUAUCUUCCAUGGAAAAUAGCAUUAGAUGACCUUAGUGAAAUCUAUUCAAUGGUAAAAUAUUUUCCAAAGGAAAUCGCCUACUUUAAAACCUACAUGCAGUAUAUUCUGGAACCAAUUUAUUAUCGUAUGGGCGGUCUUAACGACACCUAUGGCAUCGAUGGGGAACCAACACAUUCUCAGAUGUUACUCAAGAACUUGGUAACCGACUGGGCUUGUAGACUGGAAUUAUAUGACUGCACUAAUUCGGCCAUCAAAUACUUUGAACAAUGGAAAAUGGCAGAGCACCCCGACGAAGAAAAUCCGAUACCCACCGAUUUGAGGACAACUGUCUAUUGUACGGCCAUUAAAUAUGGUGACGCUGACGACUGGAAGUUCCUAUGGCGUCGUUAUAAGAAGAAUCCAGCUAAAGAGGUCGAAAUGGCUACAGUUAUUGCAGCCUUAGGAUGUUCCCUAAAUAAGACAUUGUUGAGUGAAUAUAUUACGGCGUUGUUCACGGAGGAUACAGAAAUAUGGGAAAAUGAUGUAACAUUGGGCUUCGAUACCAUAGCAACUGAUGAAACUGGUUUAACCGUCGCUUGGGAAUAUCUCAUCGUGAAUAUUGAAGCAUUACAUGUAGCUCACCAAGAAAUUGACUACAUGGCGGACACUAUAUCUGAUCAAAUAAUUUCUUCCGCCCAGCUAGCAAAACAUAUCAAUUUUAUUAACACAAACAAAGAACGUUUUAAAGAUGCCGAAGUCCGAGUGAAGUACGCCCACGGAAAUGCAAAUCCGAGAAUUCAUUGGGUUGAACAUAAUUUAGAGAAAAUUAUAUCACAAAUACAGAGUCGUUUAUCAAGCAUGGGCAUGAUAUUCUCUAACACGAUGAAAAUGCAAUAGAAAAUAAAUUGUAGUAUGUUUUGUAGAUAUGUGUAGGUAAAUAGCUAAAGAUAAGUCAAAUAAAAUGUUAAAUAAUUUUAGUCUUUCA